This is a messenger RNA of Colias croceus (clouded yellow), 3322 nucleotides long. Its product is annotated as innexin shaking-B-like. NCBI's taxonomy places the organism in Eukaryota, Metazoa, Arthropoda, Insecta, Lepidoptera, Pieridae. The record is from RefSeq and is a predicted model, not a curated record. Bases 573 to 1694 code for a protein of 373 amino acids. Gene Ontology annotation, molecular function: gap junction channel activity. Gene Ontology annotation, cellular component: gap junction; plasma membrane. The transcript has 5 exons.
UCAGCGAGGCCGCCGGCCGCCCAGUCGACGCGAACUCUCUUGCGCGCCGCUCGCGCUCAAACCGCACGACGCUCCCGCCAAAAACAACUGUCAAACUCGAUUCGCUAUUCGAAAUUUUCUUUUUUCGCUUUUCGGCCCGUGGCGGGAAGUCUUUUGGCGCGUCCACGAUUUUGUCAUCAGUGAGUGCUAGCGACAAAACGUUCGAGCUAAUCACCGCGCGUAACCGUGUUUCAAAAAUAAAACGUUGCCGAUUCGAAACCGGAGCACCUCGAAGUUGACUCGAUGACAAUACUCUCACGAUAGCAACAUGGAAACGACCGACAAAUGAUAUCAAACAACAAUUAUGAAACGUAGAAAAUAUGAAACCAUGGUAUCAUUCAUUAAGUUUAUAAAAAUACCCAAAAAGCCGCAACACGAACGGUCCGCUUGAUGAUUAUAACACUGCCAAAUUAAAAAGUGCCUUAACGACAUCGAACCGUUAUUGAUUAUUGAAUUGGUGCUUACAACAAUAAAUAGAGUAAAAUAAUGUUAGUGAAUGGACAAAAAGUGUGUGGUACCGGACUGAAUUUAAGAUGUUAGACGUGUUUCGCGGAUUAAAAAAUCUGAUAAAGGUGAACUAUGUACACAUCGACUCGCCAGUGUUCAGACUGCACUACUCAAUAACCGUGAUCCUCUUGAUAUCGUUCAGUCUGAUUGUGACAACGCGGCAGUACGUGGGAAACCCGAUCGACUGCAUCCACACUAAGGACAUCCCGGAGGACGUGUUGAACACGUACUGCUGGAUCCACUCCACGUACACGCUCAAGAGCUUCUUCAACAAGAAGGUCGGCGUGGAGGUGCCCUACCCCGGCAUCGGGAACAGCCGCGAGAAGGGAAAGGAAGAUAUGAGUGACAGGAAGAUCUAUAAGUACUACCAAUGGGUGUGUUUCUGCCUAUUCUUUCAGGCGAUGUUAUUCUACGCACCACGGUGGUUAUGGAAGUCCUGGGAGGGGGGCAAGAUCCGCGCGCUGAUGAUGGACCUCGACGUGGGGGUCUGCACGGAGAUAGAGAAGAAGACGAAGAAGAAACUCAUCCUGGACUACCUGUGGGAGAACCUGCGGUAUCACAACUGGUGGGCGUACCGGUAUUACCUGUGUGAAGGACUCGCGCUUGUCAAUGUUAUUGGGCAAAUGUUCCUGAUGAACCGGUUCUUCGACGGCGAGUUCUUGACCUUCGGCCUGGACGUGAUCGCCUACAUGGAGUCAGACCAGGAAGACCGGAUCGACCCUAUGAUUUACAUAUUUCCUAGAAUGGUGAAGUGUACACUAUUCAACAAAUUCGGAUCAUCGGGCGAGGUGGAGCGACACGAUGCGCUCUGCAUCCUGCCGCUCAACGUCGUCAACGAGAAGAUUUACGUGUUUCUCUGGUUCUGGUUCGUCAUCCUCGGGAUCCUCACAUUCAUCACCCUCAUCUAUAGAAUCGUCAUCAUCUUCUCCCCGCGCAUGAGAGUCUACAUGAUGAGAAUGAGGUUCAGGCUCGUUAGACGAGACAACGUAGACACCAUCGUACGGCGGAGCAAAAUGGGAGACUGGUACUUACUUUACAUCCUCGGGGAGAACCUCGACUCGGUCAUAUUCAGAGAUAUCAUGCACGAGUUCGCGAAUAAGUUAAAUCAUAACUAUCAACAUCAUAUCCACGGUGUUCCUGACGCGUGACCUCCGGUGCCAGGGUGGGUGUUCCACACGUGACUGACGUCAUUACAGCGCCACAUGGACCCUCCCGUCUGAGUGCGCUGUAAUCAACAAAGUGUCAACAGACUUCCAAAUUUUUUCGUUCACAUGUGAACAUUACAUUAGCGGACCUAAUUGACUGCCUAGAGGCACCCCACGCCCACGCUGAACGAUAAAUCCGCGGAGUGUAUCAUGUAUAUCAAAGACUUGUUUAAACUGUAUUUUUAAACUUAACAGUGCAAUUCUAAAAGCAAUAAUAGAUUGUACUUAAUGUUUAAGAACGUGAUCUCAGGAUGAAUUAUGUCGAAAGCCUUUAAAAAGUCAUCGGUGACGGCUAUCCCGUUAGAGUGUCUAGUGUUCAACUUUUAGAAGUACUUUUACUAGUAGUUUGGCUGCUCUUAGAAAUUGUUUGUCGAGACCGCUUCGUUUCUAUAAACUAGCGAAUAAUAUUGAAGAUAAGCACACAGAUAGCACACCACUUGUCUUUUUACACGAUUUCUCACUUGCAAAAUGUUUCAGACCAAAUAUGAAAUUAAAAAGCAAUAAUUAAAUAAUCUAUGAACAAUGUAAGAAUUUUAGAUUUAAGGAUGAUUGGCAAUAAAUCGAUGGUAAAACUAUUGUCUAGAAACUAAAUACAUUGUGGCAUAUUUGUCAUAUGCGUACUCAACUUUUGCGCGCCAAAAGACAUAAUUACGUAAUUAAAACAGAAAAUGAGCAAUUUGAAAUAAGAAUAAGUGGAAUUGGUAUUGAAAAUUCUUAUUCUCAAUUUGCUCAUUUAGUCAAUUAUUAUUUCGACAUACGACGGAAAGAAAAUCGAUUUCAUAGGUUUUCUACGAGCAGGAUGCACAGGAAAAUUAUAUGUUAUCUAGAUGAGUGCUGAAGUAGAUUGAUUUUGUAUUCAUCUGCUUCAGAUUCAUCUAGAAUUUUUAUUAAAAGGGUCGGCUGAAAGAUUUUAGACGAAAUAUGUUGGAAUCUUGUUGUGUUUAAUAGUAGUUUAUAAUGUAAAUGUAAAGGUUGUUUGUCUGUAACAAUGUAAGCUGUAACAUUAGUGCCACUGAUGUUUUCUUUACUUGCCAAUAUCGAUAUUAUUUAGCUAACUCAAUAAACACAUACUAAAUUAAUAAAAAUUAUUAUAUGUACACGAAUACUGCCAUUGGAUAGAUUUAAUCGAGCAUUAAGCAUUAUAGCGCAUUUAAAUUUAAUAUUUAUAUGUUUUAGGGCGUAAAUCUGGAAAUGUUGCCAAAACUAUAUCAGUAAUUACAAUUCUAAAUUGAUCUUUAACUAAACGAUGUAUAUAUACAACAUAGAUUAACGAAAAUAUUAAAACAGAGUGACCAAAGUGUUCAUAUUCUAUGAGGUGUUUAUUUCCAGAUUUACGUCCUAAUGAAUCUAUUUAUUUCUAGUCACAUAUUGACAUAGUUAUUGUCGGUGCGGUUUCUGCACUGCCAAUUACUACGUUGGUCGGAUAUGAAUCAUGAGAAUAAUUUAUCGAGAAUGAAACAGUAUUGUAUUUAGAUUCAUAAGCGCCAAAUAUUGUGCCAAAGUGUUAAAUAGAGGGAUGUCAAGAAGCGAAGAAGUUACCACGAGAGAUACCAAAUAAAUUACGAAAAUAC